Molecule: messenger RNA, 855 nt
Organism: Rotaria sordida
Lineage: Eukaryota; Metazoa; Rotifera; Eurotatoria; Philodinida; Philodinidae
Source: the annotation of a GenBank genome assembly
AUGAUUUGUAAAGAAAAUAAAUGUAAAUGUAUAAUAACAAGAACACAAGUUUAUUUUUGGACUGGAAAACGAUGUAUUGAAUGUAUUCAAGGUUGGACUUCUUUUUCUGGUACUCGUUGUUUGCAGUUUUUUAAUGAAAGGAAAACUUGGUUUGAUGCUCAUGUUCAUUGUCAUAAAUAUAAUGCAGAUCUGGUUGAUAUUGAUAAUUGGCCAUCGUCUACAUUUGUCUUCGUUGAAAAUAUAACUAAUUCAUAUGUUAAAUCAGAAGAUACUUUAAUUAAUAUAUGGGCAACAGCUAAUUCGAAUUUAUUUGACAAUGAUGAAUCAAUAUUUACUGAUCGUUGGUUCAAUUAUCUUUCUUCAGAUAUUGUAAAAAUAUUUUGUGUAUGGUUGAUCAAACAAUCAAAGACAAAUGUAACCAAUAAGAGUAAUUAUAAGCUUCCGAAUGAACAUAACAAAUCUGAAAUAUGUGUACAAUGGAUACCUUGGAAUGUGCAUGGAAACUAUCGUUGCCGUAUUGAUUCUAACACAAAAUGUUUAUUAACAAAUCGAUUUAUUUGUGAAAUAACUGAAUUCAGUUUAACACAUAUUAAAAUAUCAAUCAAUACAACUACUACUCAAAGUACAAAUCCAUUAAUAAUUGGUUCUAUUUCAAUUAUGAUUUCUAUUAUUCUUUUUGUUCUUCUCAUACUAUACAGUAUGCGAAUAGAACCUUCAAAAACUUCUAUUGAUCAUGAUGAUGAUAAUUCAUAUCAAUUAAAUUCAUCUGAAACAUUAUUUAAUGUUAUUUCUAUAUCAUCUUUAUUAGCUGAUUUAGCUAUUGUUAUUGAUUUAGAUUUUACUGUUACAUCGUAA